AUGACUGUCAUUACUGCUCUCAAAUAUUUUGCACUACUAAUCGUCGUCAUUAUACCAUUGUGUAAUAGUUUUGUCGAUAUACGCCAUCGUUUUGAACUUCCUCAAAUACCGACUGAUUUAAAGAAUCAAAUUUUGACUGAAUGUAAACCAACAUUUGUCAAAUUUUUCCACGCACACAGCGAAGAUAAGAUAACACCGCAGACGACAACGAUGAAAACGAAAACAAUAACAAUAACGCCAAUAAAUGCAUCAGCCGUAGAAAAUGGAACAGAAGCGAUAUCAGAGGUGGAAGGAAUAUCAUCGGAAUCAGAUGGUCAACAAUGUCCAAUUGCAAUAAGUAAUUGUAUUUUAACAAAAACAAGUCCAUUUAUGGAACAUUGUAAAGUGAAUUGUUCAACUAUUGCGGGAAAAUCAACAAAUGAUUUUCAUUGUUGGAAUGAUAAUUGUUUCAUUCGCGCCACGCGCAUUUGUGAGGAAAAAUUUUGGCGUACGGUAAGUGCAAAAAAUAGGAAAAAGAAAAAGAAGCGAAUGCAUUGUAUGCUAGAAAUUAAGCAUUGUUAUAAAUUAGCAUGUUUAAAAUGUCUUGGACGAGAAUGUAGUAUGAAUUGUUAUGGUGGUGGUAUACAGUAUACUCAUUUGACAAAACCAAGCUGGAAAGGUUAUGAAGAAUAUAAGAAAUUUUUCCCUGAAGUAGAAGAUAUUAUUCAUAAAUUCGUUUUUGUUCCCGAAAAGAUUAAUAUUGUUGAAGAUUAUGAUGAAUAG
Molecule: messenger RNA, 762 nt
Organism: Cercopithifilaria johnstoni
Lineage: Eukaryota; Metazoa; Nematoda; Chromadorea; Rhabditida; Onchocercidae
Source: the annotation of a GenBank genome assembly